CAAUUGAUAUGCAGUGGGAAUCGCGGCUUUUUCUCUCGCUCUUCAAUCUAGUAUACUUCUGACUCUUGUUUUGUCUCCCCGUUCUUGUAUGUCUAUGCGUGUCUCAUGGCUUCACAAACCAAUAAUCCAGCAAGCUCUGAAACUCGCGAACUGAGCUUGAUAUCGAAGGUUGAGCUUAGAAUCGCCCUUACGGAGUCAGAUGACAAACUGGAAGCACUUUUAGAUACUUAUCUGGCACCUCUGCUUUUAAAAUUGGGCUCUGAGAGUACUGCAGUUCGCAACAAAGUCAUUUCAGUUUGUCAGCACAUCAACACCCGAGUUCAAUCUCCCGCCAUCAAGCUCCCCGUGGCAGCCUUACUGAGACAAUUCAAAGAACAAAAUUCUCAGCUCAUCAGACAUUUUGAUUUGCUCUAUAUUCAACAAGGCGUUCAUCGAUUAAGCCCAAGUGCAAAAGUCGAAAUCCUAUUUCCUUUACUUCAAGGAAUAUCUGAAAUCGGCAUAUCCACCAAUCAAGCUGCCACUGUGUUCAACUUGGUUCUGAGGCUUCUUCCUCUCCUGGAACUAUCGCCCAAAGCCAGUGGCAAAGAUCUGGAAUGGAAGUCUCGAUUGGGCCUCUCCGACCAAGAUACGCGAUUUCUAUCAUCUUUGUUUGAGAAGCUACUCAUACUCUCCCCUGCGGAUAAAGAGAAGUCCACAUGUCCGGGACUAUCUCCAGCCGAAUACUCUUUUCUGAAUAAGGGGGCCUCUAUCACCGAGACAUGGAACGCUUCGUCAGAGAGCGGGUUGAAUCUCACUGAGACCAAAGUUAACGUUCUCAAAUUUCUGAGCUCCGGAGCAUUCAGUGACGCCGAGCAAUUUUUUCCCGCUUUGGUUGCAUCUGCGGAUGCUAAUACUCGCCUUUCCGAUAUCGCUGAAGAAAUCCUCAAAAAAGUUGUGCCAAGCCUCGAAGAUACCGAUGUAGUACAACACUUAUAUGACCUCUAUCUGGGUGAAGGGUCACCUGAUGGGGCCGCACCGGCGCGGCCUGCUCUGCAAAUCAAGAUUCUGGUCUUUUUAGGGAGAUCAAUCAAGGCUACUAGGGACACAAAGCGCGUCAUGCGCGUGAUUGAAGAGGGUCUCCUGUCAGAUGGUGCGAGAUCUUUACAGGGAUUGCAAGCUUCUAAGCUACGAACACAGCUGUUCAAUCUUACGACGUGGGUGGUGAGGAUGGGCUUGCUAAGUGAUCUACAAAAUAUGGCACCGAGAUUCAUAGCAGGCCUGGUAGACUUCAUACGGUCUCAAGGAUGGCCGAGCCCAGCAGCAAGUGGACAAAGGCCCCCGCAGAUGGAGCUUAGUCUGCGGGGCAUGGCCUACGAAUGCAUAGGCAUCAUGGUUCCCAAAGCAAACUUUCAAGACCAGAACCAAGAGGACGCUCUGUCUGGAUUUGAGCUUAUUAAAUGGCUGUUUACAUCGCUCAGUUCUGACGAUUCAAGUACUCAAAUUUUCGUCAGUAUCGAACAAGCACUGGGAAGUAUUCUCAGUUCUUCAAUGAAAAAAUGGGAUCAUGACUUCCAAACGCAACUGCGGCCUUUUCUCGUUCAACAGAUGAACAACCACCCUGGACAAGAGGAUCCUUUGACCGGAUUUACUGUCGUCCGCGGCCCUCAGUAUGCUGCAGUACGGUUUGCGAACAGAUUUUUACCCUAUAACGACCUUGUUGCCCGAUGGAUAGAUCUAAUGGCCAUUGCACGCGGUACAGAGAGGCACCAUGAACUGGUAGAGGAAGGAAAGAAAGGUCUGCAUCCUUACUGGUUUCGACUACAGAAUUCUAACCAUGAUCAUAAUUCGUCCUCUAAUGAGCUAUCUGCGUGGUAUUGUUUUCCCAGAUUCCCUGACGCAGUUCGCUUUCUACUGGGCAGCAAUACCUCGCAAGGUGUAUCUAGUUUGUCUGCGGUGGAGACGCUAUCGGGAUCUUAUCAGGACGCUCUCCCAUCGACUAUCGAAUUUCUUCGUAAUAUCUUGUUCUGGGAAUCCAUCUCCGCCUCGGGGGCUGGUUUCGAUAUAGAACAUGAUUGGGAUGUCAAACUAGACAUGUUGGUUUGCUCUGACGAACAAACCCGAUUUGCACUUGGGGAUUACCUCCGAUCUACCGAUGAUGAUUCAAUCGCCUUAUUCCUCUCAAGGGCGUUGGCCGGCUUGUCGCGCGAAACGAAAAAAGGUACCCAUCAGUGCGGCAGGCUCUUCAUCAGCAUAUCGUCUUUGAGUCCUAAUAGCACACUUCAGAAGGUGGUGCCAGAGACAUGGGCACUUAGAAUACCCUUGAGCAGUAAUGACCAAGAGAUACAGGACGUCUCCGCACGAGCUAUUGGUAUCCUGGCUUCGCAUCCGGCACUGUCCGCCAAGGACUUGACUGCACUUGUCACUGAAUUAUUAGAUUCUAUGGCGCAAUGGAAGACUGCGAUCGGCGAGGCAGCACUUGGGGUGAGGGGUGCAGUUAUGGCUUUGUCAUAUUUACUGAGCAGACUUGCCUUCCGCAAGACGAUCUCUAAAGUGCCGGAACCAUACGUGAGACAAUCCAUUAACACCAUAAGUGAUAUGGUGGAGAAUGCUCGUGACUCUCUUCUCUGCCGGGCCGCUCAGGCUGCGGUUGGAAGAUUUGGUCUUUCCAAUCUUCUGUCCUAUUCUGUCCUCCCUGAGUCAAAAUGGAUAAUUAUCAGAGAGAAGCUUAUCGAGCAGGCCAAAGCAGAAAAUGAAACGGCCAUCAUGGCGCUAGGGAUGUUGUCAAUGACCUUCACGGGAAGUGUUUCUGUCGGUGGACGAUCGGAUGGAUUAAGACAAGCCCUUUAUGACCUUCAUGAAAAUCGCAACCCAGAGCUUCACUUCACGGUGGGUGAGGCACUCAGCCAUGCUGCAGCUGGAUGGAGCUCCAAGUCCUUAGUGCUCGAAUUUGAUGUUGACGAAGAGAUUCCCGUGUCCGGAAUCUCAGAGUCAGUCCUCACCGAAGUAUGCGACAAGAUCCUAUCUGACUGUGCCGCAUCAAAACCUUCUUUAAGAAAGGCUGCUGCUAUUUGGCUCUUGUGCCUUAUCCAAAAUUGCGGCCAUUUGCCUCAGAUGCGAGCCCGCCUACGAGAAUGUCAGCAGUCCUUCAGUAGUUUACUUGUCGAUCGCGAAGAAGUUGUCCAAGAGACCGGAGCGCAAGGUUUGAGUCUCGUUUACAGAAUGGGUGACGAGGAAUUGAAGGACGACUUGGUGCGUGAUCUGAUAAAUUCUUUUACUGAGACUCGGUCAAACCUUGGAGGCGGUCGGGUCAACGAAAAUACUGAGCUGUUCGAGCCAGGCGCCUUGCCAACUGGGGGCGGAUCAUCUGUGAACACUUAUAAGGAUAUCAUGAACCUUGCUGCUGAAGCAGGAGACCCUAGUCUGGUUUAUCGUUUCAUGUCGCUGGCUUCGAACAAUGCCCUCUGGACCAGUCGUGCGGCAUUUAGCAAAUUGGGCAUAAGCAGCAUCUUCUCUGAUUCAAGUGUGGCAGUCUACAUUGCGAGAAACCCUAAGAUUUACCCAAAAUUAUUUCGUUACAGGUUCGAUCCGAAUCCAAAUGUGCAGCGAUCCAUGGACACGAUAUGGCGGGCUCUGGUCAAGAGUCCGACAGAGACGAUCGAUGUUCAUUUUGACGAGAUCAUGAAGGAUCUAUUGAAGAGCAUGCUGACGGGGCGAGAAUGGAGGGCUCGUCAAGCAAGUUGCGCUGCUAUCGCCGACCUCAUCCAGGGGCACCAACUGGGAAAGUAUGCUGGGUAUAUGAGAGAGAUCUUCACUAAAGCCUUCAAGCUCCUGGACGACAUUAAAGCAACAGUCCGAGUUUCAGCGAUGAAGCUUUGCCAGACCAUCAUCAGUUCAAUUCUGCGCACCCUUGAAAGAAAUAAACACGAUGCCAGUUCAAUGCUGGAGACUGUCAUCCCAUUCUUGUUGAGCGAAAAGGGCAUGGAGUCUGGGAUUGAGGAAGUCCAAGGAUUCGCCAUCGGAGCGUUGACACAGUUGAUCAGAAAGAGCCCUGGUCAAGCACUGCGCCCAUUUGUGCCUCAUAUCAUGGAACAAUUCUUAAGUUGCUUGAGUUCUCUGGAGCCGCAGGCCGUGAAUUACAUCCACCUCAACGCCGACAAGUAUGGCAUGACGAGUCAAGAUAUUGACAAAAUGCGUCUGUCCAGCAUCCGCACAUCUCCUAUGAUGGAGGUCAUCGAGCGGUAUCUCAUUGACAUGCUCGAUGAAGAAAGUAUACAAGAAUUCGCAUUGAGACUAGAGGGCGUACUGCGCUCGGCUGUGGGGCUUCCGUCCAAAGUGGGCUGCAGUCGUGUUCUGGUACUCUUAAGCAUGAGAACCACACUAUUCCGCCCCUUCGCAGAUCGCUUCAUCCAGCAGCUCGCUAAAUACGUGGUGGACCGCAAUGACACUGUUAGCGCGUCCUUUUGCUCCUCAAUCGGCUAUCUGAUGCGCCUUGCCUCCGAUGGGCAAUUCUUAGACACACUUAGCCACGCAAAAAGGCUUUACCUUACGGCAGAGGACACAAACCAUCGUGCCAUUUCAGCUGAGAUUCUACUUUCGACAUCGAAACUAGCUAAUGACCGGUUCAUGGCAUUCGCCUCAGUGAUACUGCCAUUUGUUUUUGUCUCUAGAUACGAUGUGGAUGAGCAUGUCCGAGAAAUAUUCGAGAAAACAUGGCAGGACAAUGUAGGUGGUAACCGCGCAGUCUCACUUUAUGUGAAAGAGAUUGUCGACCUUGUGUCUCAAAACCUGGAAUCGGCGCGUUGGGCUAUCAAGCAUACGGCCGCACUAGGACUCGCAAAUGCUAUCACAUCCCUUGAUAUUGAGCUUGAUUUAGCUACGAGCGAGUACAUAUGGCCUGUCUUGGAACAAGCGCUAGCUGGCAAGACAUGGGAUGGGAAGGAAGUGGUGCUAAAAGCGUUAGCAAAGUUUGCAACUCAAUCGAGGAGGCUGUGGGAGCUGAAGCCCGAGCUAGUGGAUUCAAUGAAGACUAUUCUCAUACGAGAAGCAAAGCGAAGCAACACGACAUACCGGCCACAUGCACUCGUUGUACUCGGCCGAGUAGCGCAAGCACGCGAAGACCUUGAGUUGAUGCCAGAAAUCAUCGGUAUCGUCACUCGUGUUCUUGAUCAGAUAGAAGACGGUGGGGAUCCAAUGGAGGUCGAUUCGAAUAGCAGCCAAAAAUCCGGGUAAGUCCAGUUGACCUAUAGAGGCUUUCCAGCCGCACGGAGCACGUCGACCACUUUUUACCGGGGCUCUUGAGAUAAUCCUCUUUCAUAGCUUGAUCCGAACCAGGCAAGGCAGAGUAGAUGGAAGCUGACAAAUAAUUUAGACAGGUACUUGACGAUACGUUAG
Aspergillus saccharolyticus JOP 1030-1 is the source of this 5370-nucleotide messenger RNA. RefSeq names its product ECM29 family proteasome component. Gene Ontology annotation, biological process: proteasome assembly. The transcript has 2 exons. The coding region runs from base 106 to 5208 and encodes 1700 amino acids. The record is from RefSeq and is a predicted model, not a curated record. Gene Ontology annotation, cellular component: nucleus; cytoplasm. Gene Ontology annotation, molecular function: molecular adaptor activity. Lineage: Eukaryota; Fungi; Ascomycota; Eurotiomycetes; Eurotiales; Aspergillaceae.